AUGCCCCAUCAAUACGGCAUACCGGGGUACGGGCAGGCCCCACCGAGCCCACCAACCCACCACGGCGGUGGAGGAGCGCUGCUGCCUCGUCUAGGUGCCGGCGGAGCCGUCAUUCCGGUGGCCGCUAAUAACAACGGUGCACCCGGUAUGGGCCCUACGACAUCACCCAUCUUCCGCAGUCAGAUCGAGGAACGGCGGUUGACGCGGGAGGCGAUGGAAAAGUAUCUCCGCGAUCGCAACAACAUGGUCAUUGUUAUACUGCAUGCGAAGGUCGCCCAAAAAUCCUACGGUAACGAAAAGCGCUUCUUCUGUCCGCCACCCUGCAUCUACCUGUUCGGUGAAGGCUGGCGGUUGCGCAAGGAGCAGAUGUUGCGCCGAGGCGAAAGUGAACAGUCCACCCAACUCUGUGCCUUCAUCGGAAUCGGCAGUCCCGAGCAGGAGAUGCAACCGCUCGAUCUGAACAACCAGAAGCAGUACUGCGCGGCCAAAACGCUGUUCAUCUCGGACUCGGACAAACGGAAGCACUUCAUGCUGUCGGUGAAGAUGUUCUACGGUAGCGGGCACGAUAUCGGCGUGUUCCAGUCAAAACGCAUCAAGGUGAUAUCGAAACCGUCGAAGAAGAAACAAUCGCUGAAAAAUGCCGACCUUUGCAUCGCAAGUGGCACCAAGGUGGCACUUUUUAACCGGUUGCGUUCGCAAACCGUCUCAACGCGAUACCUGCACGUGGAGGAUGGCCACUUCCACGCCAGCUCGACGCAAUGGGGUGCCUUCACGAUCCACCUGCUGGAUGACAACGAGAGCGAAUCGGAGGAGUUUCAGGUUCGCGAUGGGUACGUUCACUACGGUGCGACGGUAAAGCUCGUCUGUUCGGUAACAGGAAUGGCCCUGCCACGGUUGGUGAUACGUAAAGUGGACAAACAAAUGGCGCUGCUGGAAGCGGACGAUCCAGUGUCACAGCUGCACAAGUGCGCCUUCCACAUGAAGGAUACGGAACGGAUGUACCUCUGCCUGUCACAGGAAAAGAUCAUACAAUUCCAGGCGUCUCCAUGCCCGAAGGAACCGAACAAAGAGAUGAUCAACGAUGGCGCCUGCUGGACGAUCAUUUCCACCGAUAAGGCCGAGUAUCAGUUCUACGAGGGUAUGGGUCCAGUCCGAACGCCCGUGACGCCCGUUCCGAUCGUCAAUUCGCUGCACCUAAACGGUGGAGCUGACGUGGCGAUGUUGGAGAUCACCGGUGACAACUUUACGCCCUCGCUGCAAGCCUGGUUUGGGGAUGUUGAAGCGGAAACGAUGUACCGGUGCGCUGAAUCGUUGCUCUGCGUUGUGCCGGACAUUUCGCAGUUCCGCGGUGAAUGGUCAUGGGUUCGUCAGCCUACGCAAGUGCCUAUCUCGUUGGUGCGUAACGACGGAAUUAUCUACGCGACCGGUCUUACGUUCACGUACACGCCCGAGCCGGGACCUAGGCCACCAUGUCCAGGCGCGGAAGAUGUCCUCCGUCGGGGGUCAACCGGCACCCUGGCAGUGGCAAACGCGAACAGUAAUAACAGCAACAGCAGUAACAACAGCAGCGGAACUCCGGUGGUUAACCAGCCUGGUGGCCCGGCCGCUGGGACGUUACCAUCCAUUGCGGACGUAAGCUGGAGUUCCCACGGUGGCGGGUUACCGUAA
Molecule: messenger RNA, 1668 nt
Organism: Anopheles nili
Lineage: Eukaryota; Metazoa; Arthropoda; Insecta; Diptera; Culicidae
Gene: Su(H)
Product: recombining binding protein suppressor of hairless
Exons: 4
Coding region: 1-1668 (555 amino acids)
Biological process (GO): regulation of transcription by RNA polymerase II
Cellular component (GO): nucleus
Molecular function (GO): DNA-binding transcription activator activity, RNA polymerase II-specific; RNA polymerase II cis-regulatory region sequence-specific DNA binding
Source: RefSeq, a predicted model, not a curated record